This is a messenger RNA of Cuscuta epithymum, 1986 nucleotides long. The record is from the annotation of a GenBank genome assembly. NCBI's taxonomy places the organism in Eukaryota, Viridiplantae, Streptophyta, Magnoliopsida, Solanales, Convolvulaceae.
UCUUAGCUUCUUAUACAUAAAACACUACAUAUGAGAGAAAAAAUCAAAAAAUUAUCUCGUUCAAUUGUUAGUUGUCUUAUUUUAGAGUUAAAAGAACUAUGUAUGAGAGAGAAAGUUAUCCAACUUAAUUGUUUGAAAACUUGUCUUCUAAUACCUAAAAACCCUACAUAUAAGAGAAAAAAUUAUCUCGGUCAAUUGUUAGCAACUUAUUUUCUAAUAUCUUAAAGCAUUACAUAUGAAAGAGAAAAUUCUUCCGUUCAAUUAUUAGUAGUAUUGUCUUCUUGCACCUAAAACUCUUACAUUUAAGAGAAAGUCCUCACGCUCAAUUGUUAGCCGGCUUAUUUUAUACGGAGUACUUAAAAGAACUAUAUAUCAGAGAGAAAGUUCUUUCGUUCAAUUGUUAUCUGGAUUAUUUUAUAUUAUACUAAAAACACUACAUAUGAGAAAGAAUAUUCUGUUGCUAAAUUGUUAGCAAGUUUAUCUUCAUAGCUUCUUGUACCUAAAAACAAUACAAAUGAGAGAUAAAAUUAUCUCGUUCAAUUGUUAUUUGACUUAUCCUAUACUUAAAAGAACUAUAUAUGCACCAGCUACUACAUAUUAGAGAGAAAUUUAUCCCGUUUGAAUAAUAUCUUUAUAAUAUGUAACUGACUCAAAAAAAAUAAAUAUACUUAAAUUUGGUUACUAUUGUGGACUUCCAAUUCAAUGCAUACAAACAAGAUAGACUUAUGAGUAAUCAAAUAUUAUUUCUAAAAAGAUCUCUAUAAUAUAAUGAAUUUGUGAAAAGUGUCUGAACAUAGUGGGAAGGACGGGACUACGGAAAUAUUGGGAGGGGAGCCUCCCAGCCAGGAGAAGCUUGAGGUGGGAGUGUCUGAAUUAGUGAAGGAAGGAGUAAUGGCUGAAGAGGAAGUUAUUGAGGAGGUCAAUAAUGAUACACACCCAGUUACAGAUGAAGGGGGGGUAGGGGAGGUAACAACCAAUGUUACCAAAUUAAUAUCUUUUGAAGAAGGCAAUGUGCAAGGAAGUGAGGAGCAUAUCAUUAUGGAUGGAGUUGUUUCGGAUGGGGAGCAAAUCAAUUUGGAGGACUCUACGGUUGAGUCUUGGAGAUCAGUUUGUGCGGAGCUCAGAAAGAAGGUGGAAUUGAUCGAGAAGGAACAAGCACAAGCACUGCAAGUGAUGGGACGGAGAAAACCCAAAGAGGCUCCUCCUCGAUCGGUUGGAGGCCAAGAGGAACAAUGGGGAUAAUACCCUAGAGGUUUCCAUAAGUUGGAAUGUGCGUGGUCUUGUUUCUGCUUGUCCAAGACUACGCAAAAUUGUUAGGCAGCAUUUGCUAAAUUUUAGGGAUUACUAUCAUCGAGCCUAUUAUUAAUUCUUCAAAUGGAGGUUUUUAUUCUACCAGUCUAGGAUUCUCAAAUUAUUUUACUAUGAAGUUUAUCCCCUGGAUUUUGUAUUCACCUAUUUCCCUGUUUAUGGAAAACAUACUAGGACGGAAAGAGAGCAGUUAUGGAACGGGAUGAGGGGGUUUGCAGAAGCUGUUUGGGGACCGUGGCUUCUGGGAGGGGAUUUCAACGUUGUUGCUGAUUAUAAGGGGCCAUCUGUUCCCCGUGCGGCUGACAUGAGGGAUUUCAGAAAUUGUAUGGAGUAUUGUCAUCUUAUGCAGCCUCCUAUAGUUGGUUCUUCCUAUACUUGGACUGGAGUUCGGGCUAAUGGGCGGAUUUGGGAAAGAUUGGACAGGUUUUUGGUGGAUCAGGAAUUUUUGGAUGCUUUUGAUAAUGUAAAUGUUCAUCAUUUGAGUAAAAUGCCAUCCGAUCAUUGCCCCAUUCUCCUCAUUUGUGAGACUCAACUGAUUAGAGGUCCGGCUCAGUUUUGAUUCCAAAACAUGUGGUUUACGAAUGAAGAUUUUCUUUCCUUCGUGAAUAUCCUACGAUCCCGGGGGUGUUAUCAGAAUUAAGCAUAUAGUAGUAAUGAGGAAUGGAAGAAUUUUGUGUG